Molecule: messenger RNA, 616 nt
Organism: Helicoverpa armigera (cotton bollworm)
Lineage: Eukaryota; Metazoa; Arthropoda; Insecta; Lepidoptera; Noctuidae
Gene: Rpb8
Product: DNA-directed RNA polymerases I, II, and III subunit RPABC3
Exons: 2
Coding region: 99-551 (150 amino acids)
Biological process (GO): DNA-templated transcription
Cellular component (GO): RNA polymerase II, core complex; RNA polymerase III complex; RNA polymerase I complex
Source: RefSeq, a predicted model, not a curated record
AAUAACUGUCACUUUUUGGAAGUCAAGCUCUAAUCAAAAAGCGUGUUAUUAUUUCUAUUUUCCGCAUUUUUUAUGUAAAAACCGUAUAAAACAGUACAAUGGCUGGUGUAUUAUUCGAAGAUAUAUUCAAUGUAAAAGACAUAGACCCUGAGGGGAAGAAAUUCGACCGAUGUAGCCGUUUACAUUGCGAAUCAGAGUCUUUUAAAAUGGACCUUAUUUUGGACAUUAAUUCGUGGAUUUAUCCGAUGGAAUUGGGUGAUAAGUUUAGAUUAGUGCUUGCUACAACUCUCAGAGAGAACGGUUAUCCUGAUGGCGGGGAAUGGAACCCUCUAGAAACGGAGGGAAACCGCGCCGACAGUUUUGAGUAUGUCAUGUCAGGCAAAGUUUACAGGAUAGAAGGUGAUGAAGCAGCAAUGGAGCCAGCGUCGCGAUUAGCAGCGUAUGUAUCCUUCGGAGGCCUCCUGAUGCGCCUUCAAGGAGAUGCCAACAAUUUGCAUGGCUUCGAAGUUGACCAGCACAUGUACUUGCUAAUGAAGAAACUAGCUUUCUAAACUAUCAUAUAAGUUAGUCAUUAAGUUUAUUACGUAAGAAUAAAAAUAAAUAUUUUAUACGAUUA